UAUGUUAUCUCUUACAAUCCUGUUUAUCAAAAAUGUCUUGUUUGUUAAAACAACAUAAUUUAAAAAGAACAUAUUCAAACACGAUAUAAGUGUUUUAUAUUUAACAAAGAUUAAAAAUCUAAUCAUACGAUGCAACGUACAUUUUGCAUUUCGGAGAAAAAACUGAAUUCUCCAGCGCAUAUGUAUAUCAGCUGAUUCUCCCUCCUACCAUUUUUCAUCGGAGAACAGUGUACUCGAAUCGACACUGACUAGAUAAUAGAAUUGACUACAUACGUCGAAGUACUAUUUUUCCACAUUGUCAACAAAGAAAUCAUCCUAAACGAACAACUAAACUAUCUCGGAAGCUAAUGGCAGAUCAUGAAAUUGUCAGUUCAAAAAGAUAAUAAGUUUAUAUUACAGAUAAUAUUCACAUAGAAAAGAUUUCAUACAUCCGAAAACUUGUAUGUAUAAAAGGCAACUGAUUAUGGAAGUUAAAGAAUUAACUACAUCACGUUGGAUCGCAUUUCAAGGUCAUACACUAAACAAUUUUAGCACGAAGAAUCGUAACCAAAGAAAUAUAGUUAAUUUGAUUUGAUGUUUAUUUUGAGCACUUGUCAAUAGUUGGUUUUGGGGAUGGUUUAGCUGGUCUGGCUCAUCUUCUACCAUGUUACGUACUGCAGAGAAAAAGAUCCUUUCCUGUUUGAAAACUACAUACAGGGGAUGGUAUGUAGACAUAGGACCAGUUGUAGGAUCAUCAGAUAAGAUAUGGACUAUUUCUCUAAAUGAGGAGUCACCAAAAACUCCAAUUGUUUUGUUACAUGGUUUAGGAGCAGGUGUAGCACUGUGGUGUUUAAACCUUGAUGCUUUGGCUUCUCAAAGACCAGUAUAUGCUAUUGAUGUAUUAGGCUUUGGCAGAAGUAGUCGGCCAAUUUUUAGCAAUGAAGCACAAGAAGCUGAAAAUCAACUAGUCCGUUCCAUUGAAGAAUGGAGAAGAGAAAUGCAGUUAGAAAAAUUUGUACUACUGGGUCAUUCAAUGGGUGGCUUCCUUGCAGCAUCAUAUACUAUACAACAUCCUGAAAGGAUUAAGCAUCUUAUUCUGGCUGACCCUUGGGGUUUUCCUGAAAGACCUAUAGAACGAAUUUCAAGAGUACCCAUGUGGAUAAAAGUUAUAGCAUAUAUGGUGGAACCAUUAAAUCCAUUAUGGCCAGUUAGAGUAGCUGGACCAUUUGGACAGUGGUUAAUAGAAAAAACGAGACCUGAUAUAGUAAAGAAAUUUGUACCUGUUUUAAAAGAUGAUACUACUAUAAUUUCUCAAUAUUUGCAUCAGUGCAAUGCCCAGACACCAUCAGGCGAAAGUGCAUUCCAUGCAAUGAUGCAACAUUUUGGCUGGGCCAAAAAUCCUAUUGUGAGAAGAAUAGAUCAAUUGAAUCCAGAUAUUCCCAUAACUCUCUUGUACGGUAGCCGAUCAUGGGUUGAUAAUUCAUCUUGGGAAACAUUAAAACAGGCUAGAUCAUCAUGUUACAUUAAUGUUCAGGCAAUAACAGGAGCAGGUCAUCAUGUUUAUGCUGAUAAAAGUGAAAUUUUUAAUAAAUAUGUAUUGGAAGCAUGUAAUUUAAGUGAUUCGAUACCCCAUUUAACAGCAUUAAACAUUCGUUCAAACAUCAAACCUGCAAAUGAACAACAAAUUGACCUUAUUUUAACAGAUGAAGAAGUUGAUACAAAAGCUGUGCAAGAGCAAGAAUUGAAUGCAUCACAGUCACGAUCUAGUUGAAGUUUAAUGUACCAUUCUCAUGUUACAUAUCUUUUUUAUUUACACUGACAGUUAAAUGAACUGUAUGAGUCAUAUGAUCUAGACUAGGUAAAUGUAAUGCAAGAUACCAAACAUUGAUUAAUGUUACGCUAUAAUUUAAUUUCUAAUUUAUAUUAUAUCUUGUUAGUUCUUGUUUUACUGCUUAAAUUGUUUCAGAAACAAUAGCAGUUAACCCUUAGUUCAGAUUUAUUUAAAUCCAGCGUCUUCUUUUUCAAGUAUUAGUUGAUAUAUGAAAAUUUUAUAAAAUCCGAUUUAUUCUAAAAUAAUAUAAAUAUUUUAAAAUAAAUUUGGAAGGAAGUGAUUGGCACGAGUCCAUAUAUUUAAUUAUUAAUUUAUACAAACCUUUUUGAAACAGUUAUAAAUAUUUUGCGAUCAUGAAGAAAUUCUAGCAACAUCAAAGGAAAUUGAACCAAUGGGAUCAAUAAUUGACAUUAAUAUUGCACAUAAAUCAUGUUGUAAAUUCAAUGAAGAAAAAUUGAAUUGUACAUUAUGUACAGUUGUAACAUAAAACAAAAUUGAAUGUAGAAAUAAAUGUUAUUGAUACCAGU
Messenger RNA from Osmia lignaria (orchard mason bee), 2337 nucleotides. NCBI's taxonomy places the organism in Eukaryota, Metazoa, Arthropoda, Insecta, Hymenoptera, Megachilidae. The record is from RefSeq and is a predicted model, not a curated record.